This is a messenger RNA of Xiphophorus maculatus (southern platyfish), 2861 nucleotides long. RefSeq lists its product as uncharacterized. Gene Ontology annotation, molecular function: ubiquitin protein ligase activity; protein binding. The coding region runs from base 1 to 2796 and encodes 931 amino acids. Gene Ontology annotation, biological process: protein polyubiquitination; ubiquitin-dependent protein catabolic process. Lineage: Eukaryota; Metazoa; Chordata; Actinopteri; Cyprinodontiformes; Poeciliidae. The record is from RefSeq and is a predicted model, not a curated record. The transcript is spliced from 17 exons.
AUGGCCGCCUCACUUUUGCAGGUGUACACAGUGUGUGUGACGCGGGAGCUUUUUCCCGUGGCUGUGACCUUCUCUGAGAGGAAGCAUCAAGUGGAAUAUGAAUGCCCCGUGUCCCUCAGCGCUCUGUACAGACCUGUGUCUGUCCGCCAGAGUGACCCGAAGAGCAUCUUCUCAAGACCUUACAUCGAGAUGCUGGCCCGACGGUCAAAGGUCGACCCGUUUACCGGUUGUGUUCUGGGAGAUGGCUGGAAGGUCUCUGAACUGGACUUUGACAAAGCGAUGUCAGCAGUUCCGGUCCGCUGCUCCUUUUGUUACCGAGGAUGUGAGAGCGUGAUGCGGCUAUCAGAGCUCGGGUUGCACGCCCUGGACUGUCCACACAAACCCACCGGGGAGCUGGAUGCAAAGGACGUCAUAGAGAGCAGAUGGUAUAAGGAGUACUUUGCAAUAUCUGCAGAUUUGGAGAUAGAGACAAAGCAUGUUUGUACGGUGCGUAACUGGGAGAAAAAACUCCAAAUGGCACAAGAGGAGAACACUGUGGAGGACCUGUGUGCUCUGGCUGAGGAGCAUCUGAAACUCCACAGGGAAUACCUGCUGAAACCAGGCGGGCGUUUGAGGGGUGAGAACCUGGACGCUCUGCUGCACCGCCUGGACGAGGCGGCUGCUCUUUAUGCGUCAGCAAUCGCCCUCAGUCCCAAAAAUGCCAAAGUCCACUUUCUGCUGGGCCUCGUUUUGGAGGAGCACCACAACACCACCCAGGUUUACGGCUCUCUGAAAAAGGCUGAUAAGGACAAAGAGGAAAUAAGUGAGGCCAAGUCUUCGGCCCAUCAGGACGACAUCCUGGCUGUGUGUAAGCUGCAUGGCUUCUACGGCAUUCCCCCCGUGGAGAGCCAGCUGCAGGCCUUGGAUAAGGAGUAUCACCAGCUGAAGGAUCAGGGACAGUUCAGCAAGUCAGACUAUGUGCAGACCCUUUACCUCUGGCUGUCCAAGCAUGCUGCGAAGGAUCGCAACAUCGUGAUGCAAGACGAGGAGAGCUACAUGUAUCGAUCCCUCCUGAAGUACCUGGACGCUUGGUCCCUGAACCCGGACAACUGGGAGUUUAGCCUCCACAUUGGGAGACUCCUGCUGCUGCAGGGGAGAUGCAAGGAAGCUCUGCAGCACCUUCAGACCGGGCUGGCGCUGUGCCCGCUGAACCCCGCACUCAGAUUCUUUACAGGGCUGGCUCUGUUACAGCAGGAGCAGAAAGCCUGUGAGGCCACGGAGAAGGAGGCAGCGCUGUUCUUACAUCAGGGACUGGAGCACUUUGUCAGCCAACGCUGUAGCGAGAGCCAGGAGAACCAGGAUCCAUUCGACCCUCUGUCCAGCAUGAAUCCACAGUUUCUCCGAGGGCUUCUCACCCUGGCGCAGCUGCAGAAGAAGACCGUGUUGUCUGAGAAGUCCAUGACUUCUGAGCAGGUGUAUCACAUCGUAGCGGCGCUGGCUGCCCAGAGCGUGAGUCAGUUUGUGUGUCGCAGCGAGGCGAGCAGGCAGCUGGAGUGGGUGCUGCUGGAUGCUCACUUCGCCCUGCUGCAGAAACUGAUCCAGCAGGGCAAGCGGCAGCCGAAGGUGGACGUCGACAUGCAGGCCCUGGUGGCGAAGAGGUGCCAGGCCCUCACCGCUCUCAUCCGCCUGACAACCAUCUCUCCUUGCCAAGAGCUGCUGGACAUGCAAGAGAGAACGUGCCAGCUGGCGGUGAUUACGUCUCCGCGGGACAGCCGAGCUCUGUGUCACCUCGGAGUGGCCCAGCUGGCUCAGUAUGAUAGCAACCCAAACUCAGACAGGUCAAAUGAGGUCCUGAGCGACGCCUGCCUCAGCUUCCAGGCCAGCAUCGAGCUGGAAGACAAACCUCAGAGCGGAGAUCCACCUGAACCGCUGGGCAAACAGAAGUGGUGGCAGCAGCACCUGGAGGUUAAAAGGAAGGCAGCCGCGAAGGCCAGCCCUAAAACAGCCCACGCUCCAGUUUGCAAGACCGUCUCAAUUAGGGACGCCAAGCUGGGCAAAGGAGGUCCGAUUCAGGGACAGGCCCCUGGGUCCGGACCUCCGCCGGUUGCCCCUGCAGCCCCUGUCAAAGGAGGGAAGGUGCUUCAACCUCCAGCUAAAACUCCUCCAGUCAAGGGGAGACCUGGUGCAGCUAUUAAACCAGAUGCAGCAGCGAAACCUGGCAGCGACGAUACCAAAGCCAAGCUCCCUGCUGGCAAGCCUGAACAGGAUUCUGGUCCCGAGACUGUUGAGACUGCAGAGGUCCCUCCAGUAGAAAACACAGCCAGCGCGUCGGGCCCAUUGAACCCCAGGUCUCAUGUAUCACGGCUCGGUCUGGCUCGGGCCUUCUCACGCUCCGCAGACACCCAGGAUCAGGCGAAGCACUUCUACAGAGAGGUCAUCGCCAUGGCGCCGGGGAUCCACGAAGCGUACAUCGAGCUCGUGAAGCUGGUGGAGCCCCUGGAUCCGGAGGCUGCGCUGGACGUGUACUGCGGGUUCCCUCUGAAGGACGUGGCCGAGCAGAGCUUCAACGACGCCUUCAUCACCGGGGAGAUCGUCCGCCUGCUGAUGUCACAGCAGCUGUUCGACCACCCGCAGCUGGGCCCCAGCCUCGUCGCAUACGGCAAAGUCAUGGGGCUAAGCGUCAUAGAGAAGUACAUCGACAUUCUGGACGAAAAGUCAAAGACGUCGCUGCUGAAGAGCGUCUACGCAAAACUCAACAACCGACCGGAGGACGACCCGGAUCUGCAGGACUUCUUCAGAUUCAAAUGCUGGAUCUGACCAGCGAUUUCCUUUCCCUCUCAGGCUGCCUUGUUCUUUGUGUUUAUGAAGACGUUUUUAUUUAA